AUGGGUUUUAGUGGAAGCAGUUUUAUUUUAUUAAAUUGUUUUCUCUUGAGUUUUGCCCUACUUUCUUCUGCAAAGAAGAUUUCAGUUACUUACGAUGGAAGAGCUUUGAAAAUAAAUGGAGAAAGAAAAAUCAUCAUUUCUGGUGCAAUCCAUUAUCCUCGUAGCAGUCCUGGAAUGUGGCCAAUGUUGAUGAAGAAAGCAAAAAAUGGUGGCCUUAAUGCAAUUGAAACCUACGUAUUUUGGAAUGCCCAUGAACCCCAACGUGGCCAAUAUGAUUUUACAGGAAAUAAUGAUCUUGUACAGUUUAUUAAAACAGUACAAAAACAAAGGCUUUAUGCUAUUCUUAGAAUCGGACCUUAUGUCUGUGCUGAGUGGAAUUAUGGAGGGUUUCCUGUUUGGUUGCAUAAUAUUCCGGGCAUCAAGUUCAGGACCAAUAAUCAAGUUUAUAAGGAUGAAAUGGCAAAAUUCACUACAUUAAUAGUAAACAAAAUGAGGGAGAAUAAGCUAUUUGCAUCACAAGGAGGACCCAUCAUUGUUGCCCAGAUUGAAAACGAGUUUGGAAAUGUGGAAGGAUCGUACGGACAAGAGGGAAAAGAAUAUGUGAAAUGGUGUGCUGAAUUGGCGCAAUCUUACAACCUCAGUGAACCUUGGAUUAUGUGUCAACAAGGAGAUGCUCCUCAGCCCAUUAUUAAUACAUGCAAUGGCUUUUAUUGUGACCAAUUCAAACCCAACAACAAAAAUAGUCCCAAAAUGUGGACUGAGAGUUGGGCUGGCUGGUUCAAGGGUUGGGGACAAAGAGAUCCAUAUAGAACGGCGGAAGAUCUUGCCUUUGCUGUUGCACGUUUCUUCCAAUAUGGUGGUUCCUUGCACAAUUACUAUAUGUAUCAUGGUGGAACGAACUUUGGUAGGAGUGCAGGAGGUCCUUACAUUACUACGUCUUACGAUUAUAAUGCACCACUGGAUGAAUAUGGGAAUAUGAACCAGCCAAAAUGGGGACAUUUGAAGCAACUUCAUGAACUUGUGAAGUCUAUGGAGAAAGUUUUGACAUAUGGUGAUGUCAAGCACAUUGAGUAUGGUCAUUUGACAACGGCAACAUCUUAUACCUACAAAGGAAAAUCAAGUUGCUUCUUUGGAAAUGCAGAAAAUAGUAAUAGAGAAAUUACCUUUCGUAAAAGAAACUACACUGUUCCUGGUUGGUCUGUCACUGUUCUUCCUGACUGCAAAACUGAAGUUUACAACACUGCUAAGGUAAACACUCAAACAACAAUAAGAGAGAUGGUUCCAAGCUUAGUAGGAAAAUACAAAAAACCAUUGAAAUGGCAAUGGAGAAAUGAGAAAAUUGAACAUAUUACACAUGAAGGUGAUAUAUCAGGAGUUGCUCUCACUGCCAAUAGCCUUCUUGAUCAAAAGAUUGUCACAAACGAUACCAGUGAUUAUUUGUGGUACCUCACCGGAUUCCAUCUAAAUGGAAACGAUCCACUUUUCGGCAAACGUGUAAAAUUACGUGUUAAGACACGUGGCCAUAUACUUCAUGCCUUCUUCAACAAUAAACAUAUUGGGACACAAUUUGGUCCAUAUGGUAAAUAUAGUUUCACAUUAGAGAAGAAAGUAAGGAAUCUACGGCAUGGAUUCAAUCAAAUUGCUCUAUUAAGUGCCACCGUUGGAUUACCUAAUUAUGGAGCAUACUAUGAAAAUGUUGAGGUGGGAAUUCAUGGGCCAGUUGAAUUGAUUGCUGAUGGAAAAACCAUAAGGGAUUUAUCAACUAAUGAAUGGGUUUACAAAGUUGGUUUGGAUGGUGAAAAAUAUGAGUUUUUUGAUCCUGACCAUAAAUUUAGGAAGCCAUGGCUGUCUAACAAUCUCCCAUUAAAUCAAAAUUUCACUUGGUAUAAGACUAGUUUUCAAACUCCUAAAGGACGUGAAGGAGUGGUAGUGGAUUUAAUGGGCAUGGGAAAAGGCCAAGCUUGGGUUAAUGGAAAAAGUAUUGGAAGAUAUUGGCCAAGUUAUCUUGCUACUGAAAAUGGUUGUUCUUCAAGUUGUGACUACCGUGGGGCUUAUUAUGGUAGUAAGUGUGCUACUAAUUGUGGGAAGCCAACUCAAAGAUGGUAUCAUAUUCCGAGGUCGUAUAUGAACGACGGAAAAGAAAACACGUUGAUUUUGUUUGAGGAAUUUGGUGGGAUGCCAUUGAAUAUAGAAAUUAAAACAACGAGGGUGACGAAAGUUUGUGCAAAGGUUGAGUUAGGAAGCAAACUGGAGUUAACAUGCCAUGAUAGGACUGUCAAAAGAAUUAUUUUUGUGGGCUUUGGGAACCCUAAGGGAAACUGUGACAAUUUCCAUAAGGGUAGCUGUGAUUCGUCAUCUGCCUUCUCAGUUAUUGAAAAGGAAUGUCUUUGGAAAAGGAAAUGUUCAAUUGAGGCUACAAAAGAUAAACUUGGACUUACGGGUUGCAAGAAUCCGAAAGAUAAUUGGCUUGCUGUUCAAGUUAGUUGUUAGGGAUGUUUAUUUAGUUAGGUUUUUAGGGUUGC
Molecule: messenger RNA, 2522 nt
Organism: Cucumis melo (muskmelon)
Lineage: Eukaryota; Viridiplantae; Streptophyta; Magnoliopsida; Cucurbitales; Cucurbitaceae
Product: beta-galactosidase 7-like
Exons: 18
Coding region: 1-2490 (829 amino acids)
Biological process (GO): carbohydrate metabolic process
Cellular component (GO): vacuole; cell wall
Molecular function (GO): carbohydrate binding; beta-galactosidase activity
Source: RefSeq, a predicted model, not a curated record